This is a messenger RNA of Octopus bimaculoides (California two-spot octopus), 1963 nucleotides long. RefSeq lists its product as uncharacterized. NCBI's taxonomy places the organism in Eukaryota, Metazoa, Mollusca, Cephalopoda, Octopoda, Octopodidae. The record is from RefSeq and is a predicted model, not a curated record. Gene Ontology annotation, molecular function: hydrolase activity.
AGAAUCGACGUAAUUGGCACGUGAAUGGUAGAUGAGCGUGUUGCUUUAAUUAUUUGUGACAUUCUUUUUCCUGCUCUAUUUUCUUUACCUUGCAAUGCGUUAAUUUCUCCAAGCUGUCACUGUAUUGAAGCAAUAAAAGCAGCAGUGAAACAUAUAUGAACAUUGAUUAAAAAUACUUAAACCACCAAAUUUGUUUUAUGGCAACUUUAUAAAGCGGAAAUGUAUCCAUUAAAGCAAUACCUGGGUAUGAAAGAAAGCAACAGAGAAAGCAAUGUCUUGUCAAGAGGUCGAUAAAACCCCUCUCUCUGGAAAAAUUCUUCACCAUUCUUUGCAACGGCAGCUACACCCCGAGUCAUGUAUGAUGUUUGUCCCAGCCAAGGUUUCCUUACAUCGGCCUCAUCUGCUCAUGCCAACAUUUACACUGAGAAGAUGUCACAUACAACUUUUAUGUGUCAUCCUCUUAGUGACAAUUGUGCUUGUAGUGUGGACUGUAUCCAACCUAAGAAACACAUUUGUCAGCUUCCAUGCUGAGAGUGAUACUGAUGGUGAGCUGGUUGUGCUUCCUGAAGACUUUGCCAAGGAGCGAGAUGCUUUCUGCUUAGAUGGAUCACCUGCAGGCUAUUAUAUUCGAAAUGGUAGAGGGUCUUCUCUGAAUUUCUGGAUACUCCAUCUUCAAGGUGGAACUUGGUGUUCAACUGAAAGUGAAUGUUACAAGAGAAGCUUCACUGAGGUUGGUUCAAGCCUUAAAGCACCAGUUUCUGCUAGAUUUGAAGGUUUUAUGUCAAGUGAUGAUUUGGUGAACCCUGAUUUUCAUGACUGGAAUAUGGUCUGCUUCCUUUACUGUGAUGGUGGCUCUUUCUUAGGAAAUCGUUCACAGCCAAUUGUGUACAACUCUAGGAAUAUUUAUCUGAGAGGUGCAUCUAUAUUUGAUGCUAUUAUUGACUUCCUGCUUAUUGAAACUAACUUAGGAUCUGCUAAGAAAGUUAUCUUGAGUGGUUCAUCAGCUGGAGGUUUAGCUGCUCUUAUCCAUGCAGAUCAUUUACAUCAAAGGCUUCAAAAAAUUCCUUCUUUCCAUGCGGUUCUUGAUGCCAUGUUAUUUCUUAACUUAACUAGCCGCAAUGGCCAGAAGAAAAUGAUGAAUAUUUUGGAAAAUACAUUCCAUCUUCAUAACAUUAAAGAUUCUGUGUCUCUGAAAGAUUGCUCACAAUCAGUUCCAGAUGAGAUUAAAUGGCAGUGUUUUUCUCCUGUAUAUUUUUACCGCCACGUGUUCACACCAGCGUUCUUCCUCAACUCUGUCCAUGAUCGAUGGUACCUCAAUCAAGCAUUGGACAUUACUUGUGAUUUUAAGAAAUGUUCUUCAAGUGAUAUCAAGUAUAUAUCUGAUAUUAAAUCAAGUCUUUUAGACAUUGUAAGAGAGAUAUUUACCUCUCACAAAGAUGGGCGCUAUUUGACUGCUUGCCCUGUACAUAGUGUUCUAGUCAACAGAUUUUACUCCCAACCUCUUGCAGGACAUAUAUCACCACAGAAAGCUAUAGGAGAUUGGUAUUUUGGGAGAAUAUCUUCAACUACAAAAAUUAUUCCAAGAGAAGAUAUCCGUGAAGCAAUAUCUGUCUGUUACAAGUAUUUCAACGAAGAAGAAAACACUUUGAUGUAAUAAAAUGCUUGUUGCGUUCUGUUUUUAAAAAACUAAUUUAAUAAACUGGACUGUUACAUGUUCCUGCAAAAAAAAAAAAAAUGGGGGCCAAAAUAGUAUUUAUGGGUAUCAAACUCUGCCAAUAUUAAAAAAAGAACUAAUCAUAAAAUGAUAAUAUAAAAUCAAAUUUUUAAAAAAAGAUGGCAGAAAAGUGUCAUUAAAACACUCCAUAUCAUGAGAAAAUUGUGACUCCAAAUUUUUCUGUGUGAAUGUUGAACUGGGUAUAUAUAUAUUUAUAAAGAGUGAAGUAAAAAAGAAGUGUACACCGUU